AUCUACACCCUCCUCUCCUGCUACACCCGCUUCCACAAAAUCGGCGCAUCCAACAUCGUCGUCUGGGACGAAGCCCAUUUCGGUAAAUUCGGGUCCCACUACCUAAAACGGGAGUUCUACUUUGACGUGCACCCCCCGUUGGGGAAGAUGCUCGUGGGUCUUGCGGGGCUGCUUUCGGGGUAUGAUGGUGGGUUUGAGUUUAAGAGUGGGGAAGUGUAUCCGGAGGGUGUGCCGUAUGUUGCUAUGAGGGUUAUGUUGGCUACGUUUGGGGUGGGGAUGGUGCCGCUUGCUUGGUAUACUGCGCUUGAGUUGGGCAUGAGUUUGUGGGCUUGUCAUUUGACUGCUAUGAUGGUUCUUUUUGAUGUCGGCUGGCUUUGUAUUUCUCGGUUUAUCCUCCUGGACUCUAUGCUUCUGUUCUUCACGUUCCUUACCGUUUUUUGCUUGACCAAGUUCCAUAAUCAACAGUACCAAUCCUUUUCUGUUGAUUGGUGGCUCUGGUUAUUCCUCACCGGCUUUUCCAUCGGCUGCGUAACCAGCGUCAAAAUGAUUGGUCUAUUCGUCACGGCUCUCGUGGGCGUCUACACAAUCGAAGAUCUAUGGGAAAAGUUUGGAGACACCAAAAUGCCAGUGCGAGACCAACUAAAACAUUGGGGUGCACGCAUAGCUUGCCUCAUCGUCGUCCCCAUCCUCGUCUUCAUGGCUUCCUUCAAAAUCCAUUUCAUGGUCUUGAACCACUCAGGCCCAGGUGACGCGCAAAUGAGCUCGCUCUUCCAAGCCAACCUCGUCGGAAACGACUUUGCCAAAAACCCACUUGAAAUCGCCUACGGCUCAAAACUAACCCUCAAAAACAUGGGCUGGGGCGGUGGCCUCCUCCACUCUCACGUGCAAUCCUAUCCGGUGGGGUCCACCCAACAACAAGUGACCUGCUAUCACUACAAAGACUCCAACAACGACUUUGUCGUUCUCCCCCGCUGGGACGAGCCUCCUUACAACCCCAACGACCCCAUCCGGUUCCUCAAAGACGGGGACGUCAUCCGUCUAAACCACGCCGCCACCACGCGGAAUCUCCACUCCCACACGGUCCUCGCGCCCGUUACGAAGCUGAACUACGAAGUGUCGUGUUACGGGAACGAAACGAUCGGGGAUAAUCAUGAUUAUUGGCAGGUGGAGGUUGUGGAUGAUAUCAAGCAAGGACCGAAGGAGAGUGUGGAUCGGAUACACUCUUUGACGACGCGCUUGAGGUUUAAGCAUCAGGCGUUGGGGUGUUAUCUCCGCGCUGCGAAUGCGAUUUUGCCGCAGUGGGGGUUCAAGCAGGUGGAGGUUAGUUGUGAUAAGGAGAAUAACCCCAAGGACGUGCAUACGUAUUGGAAUGUGGAGAGUCAUUGGAAUGAUCGGUUACCAGCAGGCGACACCAAAUUCUACCGCUCCCCCUUCCUUCGGGACUUUUGGCACCUCAAUGUAGCGAUGAUGACGUCCAACAACGCGCUCAUCCCAGAUCCGGAUAAGGAGGAUAUAUUGGCGUCGAAGCCGUUUGACUGGCCCUUCUUACACCUUGGACUGAGGAUGUGUGGCUGGGGCGACACGCAGCUCAAGUAUUACCUCAUGGGCACGCCUAUUAUAUGGUGGGCGAGCUCGAUAAGUUUGUUUGUCGGUUUGUUCGCGUUGGGUAUUUAUUUGUUGAGGUGGCAGAGGAAGUAUCAUGAUAUGGAUGCUCAUGAAUGGGACCAUUUCCUGUACGUUGGGAAGAUUGCGUUCUUUGGUUGGGUGUUCCAUUAUGUGCCUUUCCUCAUCAUGGGUCGCGUCACCUAUCUGCACCACUAUCUCCCAACCCUCUACUUCGCAGUCCUAAUGCUCGCCCACGUGCUCGACCACUUCAUCUUCUCAUCGAAGCUCCUCACUACAAAAGUCAAGAACAUCUUCUUUGGCGUGUUUGCUUUUCUGUUGCUUUUCUCGUUUUGGUGGUUCAAGGGCGUGGCGUUUGGGAUUGAUGGGCCUAUUGCGGACACUAAGGGAUUGCAGUGGCGAAGUUCGUGGAAUAUCUAUAACGAUUGA
Messenger RNA from Laccaria bicolor S238N-H82, 2052 nucleotides. Its product is annotated as glycosyltransferase family 39 protein. Gene Ontology annotation, biological process: protein O-linked glycosylation via mannose. The annotation marks the transcript as partial. The record is from RefSeq and is a predicted model, not a curated record. Gene Ontology annotation, cellular component: membrane; endoplasmic reticulum. The transcript has 11 exons. Gene Ontology annotation, molecular function: dolichyl-phosphate-mannose-protein mannosyltransferase activity. NCBI's taxonomy places the organism in Eukaryota, Fungi, Basidiomycota, Agaricomycetes, Agaricales, Hydnangiaceae.